Porites lobata is the source of this 5216-nucleotide messenger RNA. The record is from the annotation of a GenBank genome assembly. NCBI's taxonomy places the organism in Eukaryota, Metazoa, Cnidaria, Anthozoa, Scleractinia, Poritidae.
CUCCUUCUAGGGGUUUUCUCUGUGGAAGAACAUCACUAUGCCUUGAGCAUUUGUCCAAGGCACAGGGCUGAUUUCGGCAUCCGCUGGAGGACAGGGAAGACCAUGUGUACAGUGCCCAAAGAAUUAGCAGUACAUAAAACUACAACUGCUAAAGGGAGCCACCGAGUGGAAAGCUUGAAGUCGGCGUUUAUUUUCAAAACCACGAACACAUGUAUUCCAGUUGGAUCACGUAAGUUGCAAACUUUUCUGCGAAGAUUGGUUAGAUAAUGGUAAUUUUUCACGGUUAAGAAUCACAUAUAAGGUGGCACACAAGGCGAGGAGUUUGCUAGCACUCUAUUAAAGAAACAGUAAGAAAUUUCCACGAGACAGUGACAAGAGAGGGGAGAGCGUGCAAGGAGAGGGAAAGGCGCUUUUAAGAUGUAUUAAUUAUCACGUGUCGCUUGUUUGUGUUACGCAGGGGUCACUUUUGCCUUGGGGGUGCGGGUAAUCCAAGCACACCUUGCAGUCCUCAUUCAAAAUUAUUGGUCUUGCGGGCAGGAAGUUCUCUUCUUUCUAUGUAUGUUUUAAAUGUAUUGUUUAUACAGUAUAUUGACAUUAAUUUCUGUUCGUCUGUUCAUUUUGUGUUGCUUUUGUUUCUCCAUUUAAAGCAAUUUGUAAACAAUGCAACGAGUAUAUCAGCAAACAGGCCAUGCCCAACCAAACUCUAGUGUUUGCUUCAGGUGGGGUGGAGCCCGUCCCCGGGGUCUCGCACCUGCAAGAGUUACCCGAGCCCCAUUUGUUGGUAAGUAGAAUAAGAAACACUAGUGUAAAUGGUUCGCUUAAGUGGCUCCUUUAACGAUGGUAUGAAAUGUUUUCCUUCCAAAAAGAAAUUCAUCAUUCAUUCUUUCAUUUCCUUUUUAAUCCUUUUUUACUUUAGGGGAUUUCUUUUCAUUUCUUUCUUUCUUUCUUAACGGGUUUGUGUGGGUGUUGGCUUAUGAAUAAAAUAAAACAAAAUAAACAUUUUAUCAUGCUUUAUAGUAAUUACACAAUAUAUUUGUUUGAACUGUUUCAGGUAGAGGGGGAAACAGGCCGCCGUUCAAGUGCAGAAACAACUAGUAGUGAGUUAUCAUCUGAUGACCUUGCAACUGAACUGAAGAGGCUGGAGAUAUCGUCAAGAGGGCGGGAUGAUGAGACGUUCCUCAGUCCGGAUACCGGAAGUCUUGUUUCUUCGACGAGUGACGAGGCCCCAACCACUAUGCAAGAACCUCGUAAAAAGUUGAACGAAUAUCUGGUUUCGAAGAACAUCCCGCCAAUAACUCAGCCCUGGAUGGAAUGGGAUAAAGCUGGAGAGAGCACUAAGAAGAGAUACACCAAAAGGACAGUGGAGAUCUUUUCUUCAGUCCUACAAGAUCUUACACCUAAUUAUGCAGGUUCUCUUUGGCAAGCGGUCGUCUCGUCCCCUGCCAUGAACAAAGCUCUUAAACUUGAUGAAUUAUCACAAACGUCCAAGAAUUAUCUUCAGGCCUUAGCAGAGGCAUACGGUAAAGCUCAAGGGUGGGAGACAAGAAGGCAGAUCUUGUCUAUCAUGUCAGGCGUUGCCAGCUUCAAUGAUAUUUCAAGAUUUAUACCAGGCUUAACUAGAUAUCGCUAUAGCUUGGCCAACCUGCAUCGCUUACAGUAUGGUAGCGGGGCUCCCACAACGCACCACCCUUCACCGAGGAUAAAGGUUGAUCUGAAGCAACUUGACCAUUUUUUAUCGUAUAUAACAAGUCCGCAUUUGGUGCAGGAUCUACCAUUUGGGCAGAAAACGUUGAAACUCUCUUCUGGCCACCUGGUUGAGAUACCAAACGUCAUAAGGACGAUGAUACCCCAAAGAAUAGCACGUCAGUACGCUCAGUACUGCCACCAAACUGGCUUUAAACCAUUCAGUGAGCGUACUAUGCUUCGUGUAUUGGAGGAAUGCAAGGCCUCGGUCCGAAAAUCUCUCCAAGGACUUGACUACGUGGCCGCAGACGGUGCGCGUGCCUUUGAAGACUUAGAGAAUUUAGUCCGCCGACUUGGAGAGCUCGGUCUCGGGAAAGAGUGGGAGUUGCAGUACGUGGAAUUGCUCAAGGGUUCAAAAUUAUACCUUAAAAGUGAUUUUAAGGUAAGGCUUAAUUAAAAAUAAUAAUACCGUAUUUUUUCGAAUAAGCGCCCAACCUCGAAAAAGCACCCACCUCGAUUAGGUGCCCAGCCUCGAAAAAGUGCCCACCCCCUUUUCCUCCCACGCAAACUAAAAUAAGCGCCCACCACCACCCCACCCCUCCCCCUCUAACCCCCCGAAAAAUAUUGAAUAAGUACUCAAGAGACUUCCCCGAAGGCGGAGUUUUCUUCAGAGUAUUUUACAGAAACCUUUUGUUACAUCUUCGCGUUUGGUACUACCAUUUAUUGUUUUGUUACAAAAUAAACAUACUACUUUUGCUGAAAAUGGUGAAAAUUUAAUAAGCGCCCAGCCUCGAAUAAGCGCCCACUCUCAAGGUCCAAAAAUUUAAUAAGCGCCCAGGGCGGUUGAUCGAAUAAAUACAGCAAUUGGAAAGAAUUUAAUCAUUCUUUACAAAGACUUUAAGUAUAACUUUAAGUAUACCAUUUAUUGUUUUGUUACAAAAUAAACAUACUACUUUUGCUGAAAAUGGUGAAAAUUUAAUAAGCGCCCAGCCUCGAAUAAGCGCCCACUCUCAAGGUCCAAAAAUUUAAUAAGCGCCCAGGGCGGUUGAUCGAAUAAAUACAGCAAUUGGAAAGAAUUUAAUCAUUCUUUACAAAGACUUUAAGUAUAAAAUUUAAAGAAUGAUUUUAAUUGUCACUAUUUGUCACAAUAAAUGCUGUGUGUUUUAAACAUCUUACAGGUCCACGUGUAGUCUACAUCUGAGAUUGCGAGUCAUUGCAGUGUGUUUGCCUUAAGUGACUCCACCAGUCCUGAUCUGCAGCAACAGUGUAGCCACAAACACGAAGAAUGCUGUGAGCAAUGUGAGAUCCUGCACUCAACUCUUCAGAACAUUUCCUCUGCAGUAGAAAGAGCAUCGUUUGCCACGCAAGAUGACAAAGAAGAGGCCCUGUUCUUAGUCAACGCUUCUGUGCUUGCCAUCCAGUCAUGGAAAUGUCAUCUGCUGAGGUCGGCUCACCAGGACCAGGCUCGUUUGGACGCUAUCGACGCUCUUGAUCAGGAGACAGUUUUUAUCGUCAACGACUGGGCGAUGAAGUUUCUUCCUCAUAGAUACCGUGAGUCCCAAACGGACUGGUUUGGCAAGCGUGGGUUAUCAUGGCACAUAUCGGUGGCGUACAGACGGAAGGAGGAGGAACUACAGUGGCAAGCCUUUAUCCACGCAGUUCAGUCCUGCAGCCAGGGGAGUUCAGCUGUAGCAUCCAUAAUGCAUCAUGUCUUGGAAACACUCAAGCACGAGCACCCUGAGAUAAACAAAGCCUACUUCAGACAAGACAACGCAGGCUGUUACCACUCCACUCGCACGAUACUAGCUUGCAGAGAGAUGGCAGCAAGCACUGGAGUAAAAGUAGUCCGCGUAGAUUUUAGCGAUCCCCAAGGCGGAAAAGGGGCAGCAGACCGGCUGGCUGCAAGCUGUAAAAGACAUAUCAGGGCGUUUAUUGAUGAAGGCAAUGAUGUUUGCACUGCCGAUGAGCUUAAAGACGCAUUAUUAUCGCAUGGUGGAUUGAAAGGUGUAAGAGUUGUUUCCCUUGAUACGAUCAUCGAAACACCUGACAGUGGGCAAACUAUUACUGGCAUUACAAAACUGAACAAUUUUGAGUUUAGCUCUACAGAGUCUGUUACCUGUUGGCGUGCGUAUUGUGUUGGUCGCGGAAAAAUCAUCAAUCCAGGAUCUUCAUCAAGUAAGUAUGGGAAUUAAAACUAAAAGUGAGCUACUGAGAAUUAAUGGAUGAGUUGCCGCUAAAUUUAAGUUCUGUAUUAAAAUGCAAAAGUGUAAGACCCUUACUUUAUUGGAGAACCUUACCAUACAAUAAUUAUCUGCAAGUACAUGUAUCAGAUACCUUUGGAGUUCCACGCAAUAUUCUUGGUUCUGAUAAAUGAAGAAAUGAUUGUCGCAGUUGUAAGAGCAAUUUAAAGAAUUACCAUUUUGUUCAAUUUUUUGGGUGGCUUAAACGGGAAAACCCAUAACUUCUACGUACGUUAGCGCGGCAGCGCUCUACUAACCGAGCUAUGAAUACCCAUGUAUUGGGAACAUACGUUUAUUUCUGUCAUGUUUGCUUUAAAAACUUAUAAAUGAUUUGAAAAAGAAUUCAGAAAACAACUCUUUAUUGGUAUUAAUUUAUUUACCCAAGGUCCUCGAUACCAAGUACUUCAGAAAUCAUUCUCCGAAGGAGAUUUUACUUCCUUCCGAUGUAAAUCUGAAAAACAGGUUGGACAGACAGCUUCAACAUCAGCAACUGUGGCCGAGCCAUCUGGUGUCAUUUCGGAAGACAGUGACCUAUCCACAGGGGUUUAUUCCUGUCCUCAAGACGGCUGCGUUCGUGUGUUCCAAAGAGUGUCUGCUUUAGAGAAACAUCUGUCGGUAGAAAAAUGUUCCCGAUCCUCGGAGAAAUAUUCUCUAAUGGAUUUAGCGAAAAUGGGGUACAAGACCCAUUUGGAAGAAGGUGUUGGCAUAUUGCCCUCUCUUAAAGCCCCAGUUGCUCACCAGGAGGGUCACUUUGUACCAAAUGAGGGAUGGGCCCUCAGAGCAGCAAAGAAGGCGUAUAGAUUCAGCGAAAAGCAAAAGUCUUACUUACUGGCGAAAUUCUCUAUCGGUCAAACAACGGGCCGUAAGCUUGACGCCGAGGUUGUGGCGAGGGAAAUGAGACGCGCCCGUGGAGCAGAUGGUGUGCGACUUUUCCAGUCCUCAGAAUUCCUAACCAGUUUGCAGAUUGCGUCCUUCUUCUCAAGGCAAAGCGCUACACUACGGCAAAAGGACCCAGCAGAUGAAGCCGAUAUCCGGGCAUCUCAAGAGGAAGCUAACUUUAGUGCAGCGAAGGAGGUCGUUGAAACUGUUCAGCUCAACCAUCCUCUGGUAUACGAUCAGUACAACCUAUGUGAGAUGGCGCUCAGUGGUAACUUGAAAGUCCUCAAGCUACCGAUGCUUCAGCGCUUGUGCGAGGAUCUCGGCCUUGAUGCACCUGUCCCGCCUGUGCGCAAGAAGGCUCCAUACUUGGCACUCUUAGAGGAAAUAGCCAAAAAGUGCACAUGCCGAAAGUAA